Fomitiporia mediterranea MF3/22 is the source of this 804-nucleotide messenger RNA. RefSeq lists its product as uncharacterized. The coding region runs from base 1 to 804 and encodes 267 amino acids. The record is from RefSeq and is a predicted model, not a curated record. NCBI's taxonomy places the organism in Eukaryota, Fungi, Basidiomycota, Agaricomycetes, Hymenochaetales, Hymenochaetaceae. The transcript is spliced from 8 exons.
AUGUCCACCUACCAAAAUCCGCUUUGUCGAGGCUAUGUUGCAAGGAUAGCGCUCCCCGAGCUAUUUCACCAAACGACUGUUCUCGAAGAGCCCUCGAACACGAGUCGUAUUGGAGUAUUGGCGGCGCAGCCAGCCGCAGUACAAAACCCAGAAUACUUAUCGUCUGGAUCAAAUGUGCCCGUAGCCAACGGUGCGGCAGGGACGGUACUUAAUCAAGACACCAGCCCCACCCCGACAUCCACACAGGAAAAACCGAAGAAAUUCGUCAAAACGAAGAAAAUUCUCGGGAAGGUCUUUUUCGUAUUUCACUUUGGAGUACAGGGCGUGGCAGCUGCAUCCGACGCCUUCCCGCCUGCAAAGCCGGCUGUUGGCGGCCUACUUUUCAUCUUGGAUGCUAAAGUCCAAGACGAAAAAGUCGAGAACAAGCAGCUGUUGAAGGCGAUUGAGGAUAUUGGUGGAAUAUUAGAAGAAGCCACGAUGCCAGAAGCUGAUUUUCCUAGGGAGCUGCAAGGAGCUGCUGUUACUCUCGAUAGGAAUACCUUGGUCAAGGCUGCAGAUGAUCUGUUGUCCGGAAGGGUCUGCAAAGAAAUUAAGGCUGCAGUUAGGAAUUAUAAGCUUCGUCUACUUGCCCAUUGCGCCUCCCGUUCGUCAGCUAUACACGUCUGCCACGCUUCUGCGCAGACUAAUAAGGAUAACGGCCAUCAUCUGACGCUAUUCUUUUUCCGUCUCAAACAGUCGACGCAGAUCGAGAAUCGAGUGCUGUGGUUCCCAAAAGUCUUCGGCCCUCCUGUUUUUGGAAAGUAA